This is a messenger RNA of Periconia digitata, 918 nucleotides long. The record is from the annotation of a GenBank genome assembly. Lineage: Eukaryota; Fungi; Ascomycota; Dothideomycetes; Pleosporales; Periconiaceae.
UAUCUCCGCACUCGUUCCACGAUGUCUGGAACGCGCGGAGGGCUCGAUGCGCUCCUUCAGCGACCGCGGCCGACUCAAUUUCAACAGUUCAUCAAAGAGCCCUCUGUAUACCUCGCAUCGCAGCUAUAUAGAUGGCGUCGGGUGGUCCGCGUCGAACCCAUCAAACCCAUCACUGUCGUCUGUCUCUCCGAUACUCAUAACUCCCAGCCAUCGGACAUUCCCACUGGCGAGAUUCUGAUACAUGCCGGCGACAUCACACAAGCUGGUACCUUGAAGGAGAUACAGACGUCGAUUGAUUGGCUUAACUCGCUGCCACACCCUAACAAGGUCCUUAUCGCCGGUAAUCAUGACAUCAUACUUGACCAUAGUCGCCGAACGCCAGAUUCAAACGAUGCACUUAUCAACUGGGGUGAUGUAGUUUAUCUCAAUGCAAGCUCGACAGUGCUUUCCUGCGACAACGGACGCGAAUUGAAAAUCUACGGCUGCCCUCUCACCCCCCGCCACGGCAAUUGGGCGUUUCAAUAUCCGCGCGAUCAAGAUGUGUGGGAAUCCAAAAUUCCCGACGAUACAGAUAUACUCAUCACACACGGACCGCCGAAAGGUCAUCUGGAUGCCGGUCAUCUCGGGUGCAAGUAUCUACUUGAUGAGCUGUGGCGCAGGAAGCCUAGACUACAUGUUUUUGGACAUAUACAUGAUGGAUACGGUAUGGAGUGGAUACAAUUUGACCAGUUGCAAAGCGCAUAUGAAAACAUAGUUAUAGCAGGUGGAGGUGUUUGGGGUCUUGUGUGGGUAAUCAUCGGAUUCGUUGCGGCUUACCUGACCCCUGCGAAAGAAUCUCGAGCUCUUCUAGUCAAUCCUGCCAUGGUUGGAGGCCUCCGAGACGAACAGAGACGGCGCCCGAUAGUUGCAUAUGUGUGA